Messenger RNA from Candoia aspera, 1731 nucleotides. It is a transcript of the gene ASPA, whose product is annotated as aspartoacylase. The transcript is spliced from 6 exons. The record is from RefSeq and is a predicted model, not a curated record. Gene Ontology annotation, cellular component: cytosol. Gene Ontology annotation, molecular function: hydrolase activity, acting on ester bonds; hydrolase activity, acting on carbon-nitrogen (but not peptide) bonds, in linear amides. Lineage: Eukaryota; Metazoa; Chordata; Lepidosauria; Squamata; Candoiidae. Bases 140 to 1078 code for a protein of 312 amino acids.
UGUAAACGGAAAAGAGUUGUUAGAAGCAGGUCUUCUCAGCCAACCCAGGCAGACCAAAGUACUGUAGGCAUUAAACUUUAUUUUGCUUGGUAGCUUCUCCCUGUUCUUCGGCUUGGGCUGCUGGCAGCGGAUCUGCAGAAUGAAUCCCUGCCAAGUCCUGCGCGACGCCCCCGUCCGAAAAGUUGCCAUCUUCGGAGGGACUCAUGGCAAUGAGUUGUCGGGGGUGUUUCUGGUCAAGUCCUGGCAGGAAGAUGGAGCAGAGAUCCAAAGAGCUGGGUUGGAGACACGGCCUUUCCUUGCCAACCCAAGAGCUGUGGAAAAAUGCUGCAGAUAUGUAGACUGUGACCUGAACCGGGUUUUUGAUUCUGAAAAUCUGGGCAAGGAACUUACGGGCCAUGUCCCCUACGAAGUCCGAAGAGCCCAAGAAAUAAAUGGCCUGUUUGGUCCCAAAGGCCAACCAGAGGCUUACGACCUUAUUUUUGACCUUCACAACACAACCGCUAACAUGGGAGGCACCCUUAUCCUCGAAAACUCCAGGGAUUGCUUUGCCAUUCAGAUGUGCCAUUAUAUACAGGAUGCUUUGUCGCCAGACAGCUGUCCGGUCUUCCUCCUUGAACAUCCCAACUUGAAAUAUGCCACGACCCGGUCUGUAGCAAAACAUCCAGUUGGCAUUGAAGUUGGUCCUCAGCCUCAAGGGGUUCUGAGGGCGGACAUUUUGGAUAAAAUGAGGAAGAUCAUCCAACAUGGCCUGGAUUUUGUGCAAAAGUUCAAUGCAGGACAAGAAUUCCCUCCAUGGACCAUUGAUGUUUAUAAAAUAAUGGAAAAAGUUGAUUAUCCCAGGAACAAUAAAAAUGAGAUUAUGGCUGUCAUUCACCCUAAUUUACAGGAUCGAGACUGGCAGCCACUCAAUCCGGGUGAUCCCAUGUUCUUGACUUUGGAAGGAAAGAUGAUCCCGUAUGAAGGCGAAACCACAGUAUACCCAACUUUUGUGAACGAGGCUGCGUAUUACGAGAAGCAGCAAGCUUUCGUAACCACAGUGAAGGAAAAAUUGAGCGCAAAAGGGCUCAAAGUCUCUUAGACUUGGAUUUUUUUUUUCAGUUCCUCUUAAGAGCCUACAAAUAUUUGGCAUUUCUUAUCCAGGAUGGCCUGAAAACACUGUAGAUCGUUGACCAAAAUGUCAAUUUUUUUCAUUGUAAGAAAUAGCGCUUACUGAGAGCAGCUGGAAAACAAUGCGCACUGUAAAUAAUUCUAAACGGAUUAAUAUGUGCUUUACCGUUGCUGUUUUGAUAAAUGCUUUUUCAGGGGUGGUCUUGAGGCCGUGGUCAGAAAAGUCAAGAUGGUGAUUGCAAUGGUGCUCACCAGUUUUUAUAUGCGCUGUGGCCACCAUCUUGACUUUUCUGACAUACCCUGCAGACGCCCAUCAGCAUGAAGUCAUUUUUUAAACCAGAGGGCAACAUCUAUUUCAUAUUUCAUGUGCCCUGAAGAAAAGUGGUGAAAUAUGAGGAGAAAGAGCAUUUCAUGAAACCUAUGAAGAUGGUAUCUCAAUGUAGUUUUGUGCCAGUAAGGGCCUCUGUAAUGCUCCUGGCAUAGGCCCCUGACAGAAAAUACUGUCCUAUUAAUUUGCAAGAACAGUGCUGUGAAAGGGUAUUACAUCCCUGUAGUUAACUUAAUGAAGUGUGGCCAACUAUUAAGAUAGCAUUCUGAGUCACAGGAUAAAUGAUUUCUCAAGAA